Messenger RNA from Didymosphaeria variabile, 1506 nucleotides. RefSeq lists its product as uncharacterized. The transcript has a single exon. The coding region runs from base 1 to 1506 and encodes 501 amino acids. Lineage: Eukaryota; Fungi; Ascomycota; Dothideomycetes; Pleosporales; Didymosphaeriaceae. The record is from RefSeq and is a predicted model, not a curated record.
AUGAAUACCGACAUCUACCCCACCCUCGGCGCCGCCAUCGCCAUAUUCAUCACCAUCGUGUACCAGGCCUACUACAUGUACACCGGCGGAAGCCUCACUGGGAGCCCGUGGGGCUGUCUAAUUGCGAUCUCCAUGGUCGUUGGCGAACCCAUACUCCGCACCGCUCUCGCCGUAACAACCGCUAAAUCUUGCGAUACUAACGAGAUCGUACUACCGCUGAGCUUUGGGUGGCUGAGCCAUGCGGUGACCUCCCUUCUACCUGUCUUGGCGGGCGUGCGUGGCCUCAUGCCAGAGCCCGAGAUCGAUUGUCAGAUUGUCAACAUGAAGUCUGGGAAGUCGCGGAAGAACAAGAGCUGGGUAUUGGCGAGUAUGGUGCGUGACCUGGAGAAAGAGACAGAUGAUAGCGUCGGCGGGCUCAACAUUUCUGUCUACGAGGCUGGAAAGGUGAACACCCGAGCUGUGGGCGACCGUUGUCCUUACACAUUGACCAACUUCACUUUCUGGGUACAGUUCGUGCCAAUCACUGUUGUUGAGCUGUUCCGAAUUUCUCACCCGAAAUACCUGUUCCAGGACUCGGCAUUGAUCUUGCUGCUGGUCUUCUUUGGUAUGUGUUUGAGCAUUUUGACGACGCAGCUUUCCGCUUGGCGCGCUGAGAAGUUCACCGCCCGUGCCGAUGGAGGAGAUAAGAACGUGUAUGCCUUGACGCGCGGCGAUGGCCACCGUCAUGUCUUCAUCAUCCGCAACUGCCACGGCAAAGCUCUCAAUCUGGAGGACCUCGCAGUUGCAGGCACAUCCAACUAUGACUGGUUCGGUACCGGAGGUGGGUAUAUUCUCAUCGGUACUACGCUGGGCUGGCUGGCUUUCACCGUCGUCGCAUGUCACCUCACACGCGGUGCUGCUCUCUUAUUCGGGGUUCUGGCACUCGGAUCGGUCUCCAACAUCAUCACCGCCGCUUGUCCUGCAGACUUCUUCCGCCGCGUUGCCCAAUACAUGAACACUUUGCCCGGUGCCUACAAGCGGAACCAGCUCGUCAUCAAAUCGCCGUGCCCCAUCGACCUCACCUUCCGCGAAUCGUUGUCCCACGGCAAUGUCAUGGAAGCUCUGAAGAAUCUUGAGACACGAUUCCCCGGGUACGGUGAGAAGCUACUCAAGAUAUUCUUCCCUACCCAACCUAGUCCGGAGGACGAGCUCUUCUGGGCGAACGCAAAGGCAGAGAUCAACCGAGAGCAUACCCGCGGAGCCGAAGAGACGAAAGAUGGCAACAAUCAGGUACACGAUGAGGUAGUUGUGGAACCAGAGGAACUCGAAGAGGCCAUGGGAGAUGCAGCCACCCCGACAUCCUCUUCCGCCUUCCUAGUGGGCGAGGAGCAGGGCAGCUUGCAGAAGGUGGCAGAAGAGGACGACAACGUCGCCAAGAAGAACCAGGGUGAGAAGGAGCGGCGAGUGAUCGAGGGUGAGGGCACCAGCCCCAAGUCGGCCUACCUCAAGAGCCGCCGUCGGGGCUAG